This is a messenger RNA of Dendrobium catenatum, 708 nucleotides long. Its product is annotated as macrophage migration inhibitory factor homolog. Gene Ontology annotation, molecular function: phenylpyruvate tautomerase activity. NCBI's taxonomy places the organism in Eukaryota, Viridiplantae, Streptophyta, Magnoliopsida, Asparagales, Orchidaceae. The coding region runs from base 98 to 445 and encodes 115 amino acids. The record is from RefSeq and is a predicted model, not a curated record. The transcript is spliced from 3 exons.
CUACCUAUCGUUCCACUUAGAAGAAGAGAAGCCCCUUGCUACCAGCUAUCGGAGCCUCCCUACCUCACUGGGAGUGCUAUCUGUAUAAUUCCAAGUGAUGCCAACCCUAAACCUAACUACCAACGUACCAGUGGACGCUGUGGUGGCCUCCGAUGUGCUGAAGGAUGCCACCAAAAUCGUCGCCAAGACCAUCGGAAAGCCAGAAUCUUAUGUGAUGAUUUUGCUCAACGGAGGACAACCCAUCUCCUUUGCUGGAAGUGAAGAACCAGCGGCCUACGGGGAACUCAUUUCCAUUGGAGGUUUGGGUCCGAGUGUGAAUGGGAAGCUAAGCUCAGCUCUCGCAGAACUUCUUCAAAAUAAACUUUCAGUGGAUGGUUCUAGGUUCUACAUAAAGUUCUACGAUGUUGAGAGAUCCAAUUUUGGGUUCAAUGGGUCGACCUUCUAAAAGAUGUGAAGACACCUAAAGGGAGAGGAGGCCAAGGGUGAAAACCUUGCUUAGUCAUCAAUUCGGUGUUCAAUAUUCUGUAUGGUUCUCUUCUUCCUUCUGAAGCUCUGGUAAUCAAUUCAUUGUAAUCUCAAUUGCUUGCAUUACUAUGAUCUGGAACCUGCAUGCCAGAUUACAUUCAGAUUUCUCUUUCUGGCUUCUGUUCACUGUGCUUAUAUAUUGACUCAGUAAUACAAAAGUGGUUAGGUUUGUGAAUUGGGUUA